Klebsormidium nitens is the source of this 687-nucleotide messenger RNA. Lineage: Eukaryota; Viridiplantae; Streptophyta; Klebsormidiophyceae; Klebsormidiales; Klebsormidiaceae. The record is from the annotation of a GenBank genome assembly.
AUGGCGUCUCCUCCAAUGAAGUCGCUUGGGCUCGUCCUUUUGGCCUUGUUUCUGCUCUCACAGGCAGCUCCAGCUUAUGGGGCUCGCAGUCUGGCCCGUGGUGCAGUGGACAACCUCGUGUCAAACUUGCCUUCAUGGAUGAUGCCAAGGUCCCUGUGCAUCCCCACAGUGUCUUCCUGGGUGGAGAAGCAUGAGGGAAGGCAUCGUUGUGUGUAUGAGAACGAGCAGGGCGAUAAGGCAAUUGGUGUGAACUACAACCUUGAAGACGACCGCUCAGCAAGAAAGAGCGAGUUGAAGACGGUUCUGGCGGACUAUGAGAAGGUUCUCAAGGGCGAGCAGUGCCUUAACGAUGUACAGAUUAGCGCCCUCCUACUUGCUGACACAAAGCGCAAGCUGGACGAGGUUGCUGAGACAGUCCAUAAGCUGGACGAUCUCUGCUGCGACAUUCAAGCAGUUCUGGCUGACCUAGACUGGUCUAUGGGCCAGAAGGGGCUUGAUGACUCUGACUCUUUCUUGAAGGAAACUGAGAACGGUAACUGGGAAGAUGCCGCAACAGCACUUCGUGCUACUAUCUGGUGCGUUAGCCACAAGAAGCGCUGCGAUGCUGAUGUGGCCAAGAUUGAGAAGGGCUGCAGCAAGGGGUUGAACCUGCCCGACUUUGUGCAUACGACCUACUCUCAACAGUAG